AAAAAUCUUGAGGUUGAAAAAACUUGGAACGGAACAGUAAACCCAUCAGCUAGUAAUGAAGCUCCUCUGGACAAACGGCGUAGAUAUGCUUUCCUGGAGGGUAAUGUGACGGGAGUCUGCGCAGAGUUAUUGGGAUGCCUUACGAAAGAUCUCAGGUGA
Messenger RNA from Serpula lacrymans var. lacrymans S7.9, 159 nucleotides. RefSeq lists its product as uncharacterized. The transcript has a single exon. The record is from RefSeq and is a predicted model, not a curated record. NCBI's taxonomy places the organism in Eukaryota, Fungi, Basidiomycota, Agaricomycetes, Boletales, Serpulaceae. The annotation marks the transcript as partial.